AUGACAAAGGCUAGUUUGUGGUUCUGGCUGGGCGUCGUCUUAACUGGCGUUCAAGCUGAACUAAAGAUCGAACUUACGUUCCCAAAGUUCAAAAAUGAAGCGACGCAAGAAAGGGCCAAAUAUUGGGAAGGAGACAUCUUGAUCGUGGCCUGGGUAAUCAGUCAGUAUGCUGCGAUUAAAGAGGUGGAUCUCUAUUGUACAAGAUCUAACGACGGAGUAAACUGGCCAUUCGGCGGCCGCGAGUACCUCGGUGAUGGAGGUGUUGAUGCAUUUGAUACAAUAGGCAAUGCCCGGAACGUGAAGAAGCCCUUGAUUACCAAUCACUGGUAUUUAAACGAAACACAGGCUUAUCCGCUCCCGUUCCUCGAUAUGUUCGAUUUGGCAGAAGUGAUUGAGUGCGCUUUUGCGGGAUAUGGGACAGAUGGCGGGAGCAGCAACCAAACCAUGAUUGGAUAUGGCUACCCAUUCAAGUUUACCAACGUUGAGCGCCUAGAACCUAUCACUACGCCUUUUGGGCUUGACGGUGGACCCAUUGACGCCGAUGAUAUUUCGAACGCAUCCUCUUCCACAAUCUCGACACAAGUGACUUCCGCGACAGGUAUAUCGACAACUGGCUUGCCGCAGAACAACCAUACAGCUACCGAGAGUGCCGAUGGUCCUGACCUGACCGCGACAUCCACCAGCUCGGGCACCGUCCUCCCCACCGGCCCAGCUACAGGGAUCGAAUCAGGAACAGCAGAGAGUCCAGGCGCAAAGAAGGACCGAGGGGGCCUAAGCACCGGUGCAAUAGCCGGUAUCGCCGCUGGUUCCGCCACUUUGGGCAUCGUCAUGGCCGCUCUGGCAUUCUGGGUAUUCUGGAGGCGAAGAAAGAGCCAAUUGACAGCAGCGGCGGCGGCGGCGACAGCUUCGGCUUCUACUGCUAACAGCACUAGUCCGGGGGGAGGAGGAGGAGGAGGAGAAGGAGAAGGAGAAACUCAGGAGAAGGGAGCAAUGACGACGUAUUUCAAAGCAGAGUUGGAAGACAGCCCGAGGCCGUGUAGGAACGAGCUCGAUGGUACCUGGAAGGGUGCGGAGGUAAAAGAGAAGGCGCGACUGUCAGAGCUGGGGGCGGUGGAACAACAAAGGCAUGAGAUAGAUGGAGGAGGGGAUUGGCACAAUAGGUUUGAACUUGCUUGA
Molecule: messenger RNA, 1176 nt
Organism: Neurospora hispaniola
Lineage: Eukaryota; Fungi; Ascomycota; Sordariomycetes; Sordariales; Sordariaceae
Exons: 2
Coding region: 1-1176 (391 amino acids)
Source: RefSeq, a predicted model, not a curated record